AUGUCCGCCCCAUCCGCCUCAACAUCGGCUGCGAUCCCCCCCGCCCCCGCCGACGACGAACGCCUGCUCAUUUCCGACCAGAAAGACGCCUCCUCCAUCUGGGCCAUCAAAGUCCCAAACUUUCUCCUCAGGCGCUGGGAAGAAGUUCAAGAAGGCGGAAUUGAACUUGGCCGCUUACUGGUAGACAACUCUACCACUCCACCCAAGGUCACUCUUCGUUUAACGCACCCGAAUGAACACGAGGUCGAAGGACAGCGAGCAAAGCGGGCGAGAUACGACACUGAAGGGAUCCCAGACGAAUUCGAUGUCAACAUCCCGGUCGAAAGAUCAAAGAAUACAUAUGUGUUCUCAGAGACGAAAAAGGUGUAUGAGAAGGGAAGUGGAAGUGGCGCCGGGGAUCGUGGGGCGGGAGGGGAGGACGUCAAGCCCGGGGUGAAAGCAUAUGUGCCGCGGGAUGCGUGGGGAAGAAAGAAGCGGGACAAGGCGAACCCCAAGUUGGUGGCUAGAGUUGACCAUGAAGGGCAUGUUCAGCCUGUACGCAAUGCAAAGUACUUGCAGCUGGUCAAAGAGCGUGGUCUGGAUGCGGAAAAGUCAAAGAGACCGAUUGUGCGAAUGGAGGACACUGGACUUUCUCAAGCAGAGCAGAACCAGCUGGCGAGUGGUUUCAAGAGCGCCAACUCCAAGUUCGGCAGCAAUAUGAUUCUCUCAAACAAACCGUCUGGAGAACGUUUCGCUCGUCUCGAACGCCACGAGCUGACCGACCGCAUCUUUCAUUGUUUCCGCGACCACCCCUACUGGUCUCUUACGUCUCUUAAACAGACUCUUGAACAGCCGGAAGCGUGGUUGCGUGAAGUGCUCAAAGAUGUGUCGGAGCAGGUUAAGGAUGGACAGUACCAAGGGUACUGGCAGCUGAAGGCCGUUUGGAAGGAAGGAAAUUGGAAUGGUGCUCAGGGCGAGGGUGUCAAGGGUGAAGUGAAGGAUGAGGAUGGGCUUGAGCCUUUUGUGAAGCCUGAAAUUAUGGACGAGGACGAGGACGAGGACGACGACGACGACAUGGAAGAGGUCAUGUAG
Messenger RNA from Cryptococcus wingfieldii CBS 7118, 1071 nucleotides. Its product is annotated as transcription initiation factor TFIIF subunit beta. Gene Ontology annotation, biological process: transcription initiation at RNA polymerase II promoter; transcription by RNA polymerase II. Lineage: Eukaryota; Fungi; Basidiomycota; Tremellomycetes; Tremellales; Cryptococcaceae. The record is from RefSeq and is a predicted model, not a curated record. The coding region runs from base 1 to 1071 and encodes 356 amino acids. The transcript is spliced from 3 exons. Gene Ontology annotation, cellular component: transcription factor TFIIF complex.